AUGGAGCUCACAGGACAGAUGGGCAGCCCCGCUGCCGCUGCCUGGUGGGAUCCAGGUGCAGCUUUGGGCACAGAAGUGAGGGAUGGAGUUGAGGGCCAGGUGGAGGUCCUGUUCCAAGGCUACUGCACCAUGUGUGAUGACAGAACAGAGUCUGCUUUGGCUGUGAGGCUGGUGAAUGGAGGAGACAGAUGUCAGGGUCGCGUGGAGGUCCUUUACCAGGGUUCCUGGGGCACCGUGUGUGACGACAGCUGGGACACCAAUGAUGCCAACGUGGUGUGCAGGCAGUUGGGCUGUGGCUGGGCCGUGUCUGCCCCUGGAAAUGCCCGGUUUGGACAGGGCUCAGGGCCCAUUGUCCUGGAUGAUGUGGCCUGUACAGGACAUGAGUACUAUCUGUGGAGCUGCUCCCACCGAGGCUGGCUCUCCCAUAACUGUGGACACCAUGAGGACGCUGGAGUCAUCUGCUCAGCUUCUCAAGCAAGCUAUCCCACAUCUGGAACCGAGUCUGCUUUGGCUGUGAGGCUGGUGAAUGGAGGAGACAGGUGUCAGGGUCGCGUGGAGGUCCUUUACCAGGGUUCCUGGGGCACCGUGUGUGACGACAGCUGGGACACCAAUGAUGCCAACGUGGUGUGCAGGCAGUUGGGCUGUGGCUGGGCCAUGUCUGCCCCUGGAAAUGCCUGGUUUGGACAGGGCUCAGGGCCCAUUGUCCUGGAUGAUGUGGCCUGUACAGGACAUGAGUACUAUCUGUGGAGCUGCUCCCACCGAGGCUGGCUCUCCCAUAACUGUGGACACCAUGAGGACGCUGGAGUCAUCUGCUCAGCUUCUCAAGCUAGCUAUCCCACACCUGGAACAGAGUCUGCUUUGGCUGUGAGGCUGGUGAAUGGAGGAGACAGGUGUCAGGGUCGCGUGGAGGUCCUUUACCAGGGUUCCUGGGGCACCGUGUGUGACGACAGCUGGGACACCAAUGAUGCCAACGUGGUGUGCAGGCAGUUGGGCUGUGGCUGGGCCGUGUCUGCCCCUGGAAAUGCCCGGUUUGGACAGGGCUCAGGGCCCAUUGUCCUGGAUGAUGUGGCCUGUACAGGACAUGAGUACUAUCUGUGGAGCUGCUCCCACCGAGGCUGGCUCUCCCAUAACUGUGGACACCAUGAGGACGCUGGAGUCAUCUGCUCAGCUUCUCAAGCUAGCUAUCCCACACCUGUAAACUAUACCUGUGGAGGUCUCCUGAACUGGCACUAUGGGACCUUUUCCAGUCCAUUCUAUCCUGGGAAUUAUCCCAAUAAUGCUAGAUGUGUGUGGAACAUUUUGGUCCCAACCAACAACCGUGUGACUCUGAACCUCAGAGAUGUGCAGCUUGAAGGGGGCUGCAGCUAUGAUUAUAUCCUGCUUUUUGAUGGUCCUCAAUACAAUUCCUCUCUCAUUGCUCGGGUUUGUGAUGGGGCCAAUGGAUCUUUCACCUCAACACGGAACUACAUGUCUGUAGUCUUCAUCACUGAUGGCAGUGUCACCAGGAGAGGGUUCCAGGCUGACUACAUCGCCACCUUUUCUGUAAACUACACCUGUGGAGGUCUCCUGAACUGGCACUAUGGGACCUUUUCCAGUCCAUUCUACCCUGGGAAUUAUCCCAAUAAUGCUAGAUGUGUGUGGAACAUUUUGGUCCCAACCAACAACCGUGUGACUCUGAACCUCAGAGAUGUGCAGCUUGAAGGGGGCUGCAGCUAUGAUUAUAUCCUGCUUUUUGAUGGUCCUCAAUACAAUUCCUCUCUCAUUGCUCGGGUUUGUGAUGGGGCCAAUGGAUCUUUCACCUCAACACGGAACUACAUGUCUGUAGUCUUCAUCACUGAUGGCAGUGUCACCAGGAGAGGGUUCCAGGCUGACUACAUCGCCACCUUUGUCCCUGCCACCAGCAGCUCUGUGCUGUGUGCUGGGGUUCAUUGUCAUUUCCUCUCUUUCCUUACAGUAAACUACACCUGUGGAGGUCUCCUGAACUGGCACUAUGGGACCUUUUCCAGUCCAUUCUACCCUGGGAAUUAUCCCAAUAAUGCUAGAUGUGUGUGGAACAUUUUGGUCCCAACCAACAACCGUGUGACUCUGAACCUCAGAGAUGUGCAGCUUGAAGGGGGCUGCAGCUAUGAUUAUAUCCUGCUUUUUGAUGGUCCUCAAUACAAUUCCUCUCUCAUUGCUCGGGUUUGUGAUGGGGCCAAUGGAUCUUUCACCUCAACACGGAACUACAUGUCUGUAGUCUUCAUCACUGAUGGCAGUGUCACCAGGAGAGGGUUCCAGGCUGACUACAUCGCCACCUUUGUCCCUGCCACCACCUUUUUUUCCCCCUUAGUAAAUGAGUCUUCAUUGGUGCUGAGGCUGGCCAAUGGAAGAAACCGCUGUCAGGGCCGAGUGGAAAUCCUGUAUGGAAGCUCUUGGGGCACUGUGUGUGAUGACAGCUGGGACAUCAAUGAUGCCAAUGUGGUGUGUAGACAGGUUGGCUGUGGUCCAGCUCUGUCUGCCCUAGGAAAUGCUCCAUUUGGUCAGGGCUCAGGGCUCAUACUCCUAGAUGAUGUGGCCUGCUCAGGGUAUGAGUCUCACCUGUGGUACUGUCGUCACCGUGGCUGGCUUGUCCAUAACUGUGCCCAUUCUGAAGAUGCUGGAGUCAUCUGCUCAUACCCCGAGGAGACAUCUACUCCCAGUCCAGUUUGGUGGACAACAACAACUCCUUCCUAUGUAAACUACACCUGUGGAGGUUUCCUGACCCAACCCUUUGGGAACUUUUCCAGUCCAUUUUACCCCAGGAACUACCCUAACAAUGCCAGAUGUGUGUGGAACAUUGAGGUCCCAAACAACUACCGUGUGACUGUGGUCUUCAGAGAUGUGCAGCUUGAAGGGGGCUGCAGCUACGAUUAUAUUGAGAUUUUUGAUGGUCCUCACCACAGCUCACCUCUCAUUGCUCGGGUUUGUGACAGGGCCAUAGGCUCUUUCACCUCAACAUCCAACUUCAUGUCAGUCCGUUUCAUCACUGAUAACAGUGUUACUCGAAGAGGGUUCCAGGCUCAGUACUACUCGGUCUUUGCCAAUAACAUCACCAGUCUCCUUUGUUUGUCAAAUCACAUGCAAGCCAGUGUGAACAGGGACUACCUUCAGUCCAUGGGCUAUUCAGCCAGGGAUCUUGUCAUUCCUGGUUGGAAUGCAAGUUACCAGUGUCAGCCCCAGAUAACACAGAGGCAGGUCAUAUUCACAAUCCCGUACACAGGCUGUGGCACUACCAAACAGGCUGACAAUGAGACCAUCAACUACUCCAACUUCCUCAAAGCAGCUGUUUCGAAUGGCAUCAUCAAAAGGAAAAAGGACCUCCACAUCCAUGUCAGCUGCAAGAUGCUUCAGAACACCUGGAUCAAUACUGUGUACAUCACCAACAACACUGUUGAGAUCCAAGAAGUCCAGUAUGGCAAUUUUGAUGUGAACAUUUCCUUUUAUACAUCCUCCUCCUUCUUGUAUCCAGUGACCAGCAGCCCAUACUAUGUGGAUCUGGACCAAAACUUGUACCUUCAGGCUGAAAUUCUCCAUUCUGAUGCCUCUUUGGCCUUGUUUGUGGACACCUGUGUGGCUUCACCAUACCCCAAUGACUUCUCAUCUUUGACAUAUGAUCUCAUCCGGAGUGGAUGUGUAAGAGAUGAAACUUAUCGACUCUACUCCUCGCCGUCACCACGCAUUGCCCGCUUCAAAUUCAGUUCCUUCCACUUCCUGAACCACUUCCCCUCAGUGUACCUGCAGUGUAAACUGGUGGUGUGCAGAGCAUACGAUGCCUCUUCCCGGUGCUACCGGGGCUGUGUGGUGAGGUCCAAGAGGGAUACAGGCUCCUAUCAAGAAAAGGUGGACGUUGUCCUGGGACCCAUCCAGUUGCAAUCCCCCAGCAAAGAUAGGAGGAGCCUGGACUUGUCAGUGAAGGAUGUGGAGAAACCGGCUCCAGCUAGCUCCCAGGCGGUCUACCCUACCGCUGCCAUCUUUGGUGGAAUCUUCCUGGCAGUGGUCCUAGCUGUGGCAGCUUUCACACUUGGAAGGAGGACACGCAUUGUCCAUGGCCAACCUCCGACCACUAAGAUGUGA
Onychomys torridus (southern grasshopper mouse) is the source of this 4092-nucleotide messenger RNA. It is a transcript of the gene Dmbt1, whose product is annotated as deleted in malignant brain tumors 1. Gene Ontology annotation, cellular component: membrane. The record is from RefSeq and is a predicted model, not a curated record. Lineage: Eukaryota; Metazoa; Chordata; Mammalia; Rodentia; Cricetidae.